GUUGGUCGGUCCGAGCCAAGCCGACUAGAUUGAUCGUUCUUUGUUUUCCACUUCCAUGUUCUAUCCUCUCUGUUAGUUAGUAGUUCGUGACAUUAGGAUUCGUUCUAUAUCAACAUGGGGCUUCCUCGGAUCGAUUCAGUGGCGCUACUAUCGCGUGAGAAAGACCAGGAGAUUUUGCAAUUAAAGUUACAGUUGAAAGCAUAUGCCGCGCGUACUUCGCUUAUCCAGAGCCGACUCACUUCCACACAGGACGCAUUGGAUGCACUCCAGCUCAGCCACGACGAGGAACUCAGAGCAGAACAAGCUGUUAAACACAAAAUGCAAGAGCGACUCAAAACAUACUAUCAAUUCCUCAGAUCAGUUAACUAUGAGAAGGAAGAUCUUCGUGAUGCUAUCGUAUCCUUUCUUCAAAGAGAAGACCCCCAUAAUAGUUGGCCGCAAUCUCAACUUCAUGUAUCCAGCUUGGUCCAACCUGCUGAUCCCAAAUUGUUGAUGCAUCGCAAUCAGGAUGUCUCGAACGAUUUUGAUCAAAGGUUGAUGGAUUAUGCUGCUGCCAUGAUUGAUAUUCUAGUACAUGAAAGAGAUCUAGCACGAACAGCCCAUCACGAGAGAACCAGGACAGGAUUUGAACCUUUCACUCCAAUGGACUCUUCAGUUCUUUCGAAAAUCCUACAGAAGACCUCUACUCGUCAUCAGGUAUUGGAGCUAGGGAAUCAACAACUGGAGGGACAGAGUAUAUCAGCACCACUGGCUUCAACCUCGCAUAUCAAGUACAGCGACCGCAUACGACUUGACGAGACUUCCCGCGAAAUCCAAGACGACUCCGAUCCCACUGUGCGUAUGUCUCCCACAAAUGGAGAUGUGGCACCGUCCUUAGAGAACGUUAAUCCCACCUCGAAGCUCAUCGCUCAAAUGGAUACAGAUAUCAGAAAUUUAGUAAGUGCACCUGCUAACUUAGAGAUAGAGUCUCGAAGGUCCGCGCAUCUGUUUCAAGACAACACCUCUGUGGACAUGGAAGUUGCAUACGCAGCUAGCCUCUGUCGCGAAAAAUCUCUUAUUGAGGAUAAUUUGAAACUUGUCGAACGGUUGCGCAAUUUACAUUCUUCCGAUGUGCCAGAUAGCGAUACCGAAGCAAAAGAAAAUAUGAGACCCUUAUCUCGCUUAACUGCUGAGCCCGAACUAAAACGCUCAGCUUCGCCCGCACCACCUCAGCCCACCGACGCGGAGGACGGCGAAGUAUCCAUGGACCUCGCAACACCUCUCCUACCAACAACUUUCAUAGCAACGCCCGAUAAAACCCGUCAUUCGAACACUUCGGGAACGCCGAGUACUCCACGUCCUCUUAUUCCUAUUUGCCCAGCCCCAGUCAGUUCUAGUCUCUUCGGGCAAGAACAAUCACCAUCGUGUCCUCGACAAGGGCAAUCGUCAGUACCUUCCGAAGACAUCCAGUCCGUUGGACCCUUGAAUCAACCUAGCGCGGACGAUGUAGGGAACGAAAUCGCAAGCGAGCUUGCUUCUAGAGAGCAACAGGUGGUCCAGAAUGCGGGUACGGUCAACGAAACGGAACUCAUACUUGAUUCAAGGACGAACUUGAAUGAUUGAUUUCGCUACAUUUUGAUUGCUUUACAUAAUAUAUCUUGUUUGUACGCACUGUCACUGUGGUGUU
This is a messenger RNA of Lentinula edodes (shiitake mushroom), 1666 nucleotides long. RefSeq lists its product as uncharacterized. The record is from RefSeq and is a predicted model, not a curated record. Bases 115 to 1602 code for a protein of 495 amino acids. The transcript is spliced from 9 exons. Lineage: Eukaryota; Fungi; Basidiomycota; Agaricomycetes; Agaricales; Omphalotaceae.